Molecule: messenger RNA, 921 nt
Organism: Entrophospora candida
Lineage: Eukaryota; Fungi; Glomeromycota; Glomeromycetes; Entrophosporales; Entrophosporaceae
Source: the annotation of a GenBank genome assembly
AUGAUAGUAUUACCGGAUAAUAAAAAGGAAGAUUUAAUUUAUACAAAAUGUUACUGUGAAGAAAAUAUUUAUCAUUUGUGUAAAAAAUUUCUUCUAGAUGAAAAAAAUGAAGAUUAUAAGGAAGGAAUUUAUGUGUGUUUUAUUUCUAAUGAAGAUAAAGUUGUGCCAUUAUUUAGACAAAGCUCAUCUGAAUUAGAAAAUGGAUUGGUUUUAUGGGAUUAUCAUGUAAUAUUAAUAUUAAAAGAGAAACAAAAGAAAUUUAGAUUAAUUCCUGGAGAAACAUUUGUUAAAGUAUUUGCAUCAGAUAGAUCUCAUAUGAUUGAUAAAGAUGGAAUGUGGAAUUCACCACCUCCAAAUUAUCCUCCAAUAUCAAAUCAAGAAUUUACAAUGAAUCUUGAUUUAUUUAUUUCCAUGACUGAAAAUUUAAAUUCUGAUAAAUUUGGCAAACAUUCUCAUCACCCUAUUUCUUUAUUUGAAUUAAAACAAAAAUUUAAUCAAAUCGAUAAUCUUCAUAAUCUUAUUCAAGAACUUGUCAAUGAAAAUAUCUUAUCAGAGAAAAAGUUACAAAUUAAAGAUAAAGAUGAUACUUUAACUUUAUAUAUUGAUAAAAACAGUGAUUAUAAUUUAAAGAGAAAGAUUUCUCAAGAAUCAUCAACAGAAGAAAUCAACGAUCCAAAGAUUAUCAUUCAAAAAGCAAUUAACACCAAGAUUCAAUCACUUCAAGAACAGUUUGAAUCAUUGAAAUCUGAAGAAGUCAAAUUAAAAGAAAAUUUACUUGGAGACUUUGAUAUUGAAAAGUCAUUAAAAGAUCAUAAUCAUCAACUACACAACUAUAAUGAAAUUAAAGAUAUUGGUCAAAUGUUAUUUGGAAAAAAGGGACAACAACAAAAGAAAUGUACAAGAAAUUUGGACUCAACUUAG